AUGCCACCAUCUUCAUCAAACUCAGGCGCUGCGUCGCGAAGCGCAAGUAAACGAUUGAUAAAAGAGCUGGAUACUUGGAAUACAGAGAGAAAGGAAGAGAAUGGUAUCGAGCGCCUCGGCCCUGUUAGUGAAGGCGACUUGAUGGAAUGGGAAGCCGUCAUCAACGGAAGAGGUAUCGGGCAUGGUUAUGACGAGGGUCGCUGGCUGAUCAGCAUUUCCAUUCCAUCGACAUACCCCCUCGCACCACCCAAGAUGACAUUUGUUACACCCAUCGUACAUCCGAACAUUGCGCUCCAGACCGGCGAGAUCUGCCUCGAUUUGCUCAAGGACGCAUGGACGCCUGCUUACAGUGUUCUGGAGUGCGUUCGCGCUGUGCGCAUGCUGCUGGGAUGCCCCGAGACGGACAGUCCGCUCAAUGUUGACGUUGCUGCGCUUCUGCGCUCGGGUGAUGUGCUUGGUACUAGGAAACUUGUGGAGUUUUGGUGUCGCGACUCUGAUGGACGGUAUGAGGGGCAAUGA
Messenger RNA from Fusarium sp. VM40, 519 nucleotides. The record is from the annotation of a GenBank genome assembly. NCBI's taxonomy places the organism in Eukaryota, Fungi, Ascomycota, Sordariomycetes, Hypocreales, Nectriaceae.